UUGACAACUAGGCUUUGUAUUCCGAUCCCGAGGUUUAGCUUAAAGUUCGGGUUUGGUAUUUUGAUGUAGCUUCGGGUUCUCUGCCAAAAAAUGGCAACAAAACUGUUAUAUUCUCUUGGAACUCGAGGCCAGCAAAGCAGAAUAUUUAACCAAGCCACCAGAGCAUUCUCUACAUCUCAAAACAGAAACAAAUAUGUUAUUGUAUCCAAAAAAGAACCUGAGGUCACAUUUGAAGCAAUGACAGACAGAUUUGUUUUUUAUACAUUUCUCCAGGAGAUUAUUGCAGGAGGAAGAACUGUACUUGGUAUGCUUUUUAAGGAGCCAGCCACUAUAAAUUAUCCUUUUGAAAAGGGCCCCUUGAGUCCACGAUUCAGGGGUGAGCAUGCCCUCAGAAGAUACCCUUCUGGGGAGGAGAGGUGCAUUGCUUGUAAGCUUUGUGAAGCUAUUUGCCCUGCUCAGGCCAUUACAAUCGAGGCUGAGACCAGAGCUGAUGGUAGCAGGAGGACGACACGAUAUGAUAUUGACAUGACGAAAUGUAUAUAUUGUGGCUUCUGUCAGGAAGCAUGCCCAGUGGAUGCUAUUGUUGAGGGUCCUAACUUUGAAUACUCCACUGAGACCCAUGAAGAACUUCUGUACAACAAAGAAAAGCUACUGAGCAAUGGAGACAAAUGGGAGGUGGAGAUUGCAGCCAACCUGCAGGCAGAUUAUAUGUACAGAUAAAGUGUUGAAUGGACCACACACCGUCUUAUUAUUAUGAAAAGAUCUUGAGUGAGGCUGCAUGUAAAUACAGGCUUGUUAAAUAUCAUUUAAUAAAAUACUAAAAAGAAA
This is a messenger RNA of Magallana angulata, 828 nucleotides long. Its product is annotated as NADH-ubiquinone oxidoreductase subunit 8-like. Gene Ontology annotation, cellular component: membrane. Lineage: Eukaryota; Metazoa; Mollusca; Bivalvia; Ostreida; Ostreidae. Bases 91 to 720 code for a protein of 209 amino acids. The transcript is spliced from 6 exons. Gene Ontology annotation, molecular function: NADH dehydrogenase activity; 4 iron, 4 sulfur cluster binding. Gene Ontology annotation, biological process: mitochondrial electron transport, NADH to ubiquinone; mitochondrial respiratory chain complex I assembly. The record is from RefSeq and is a predicted model, not a curated record.